AAUCCUAGCCGAACGACCUCACAUAACCACUUCCGGAUUCUGGAAUCACCGCAACGUUUGACGACGAGCUUCGCAGAAUACCGGCAUCAUGUCUACCCGAAGGCCCCAAUUCUCCCAGCAGGUGCUCAUCGACACCACUCCGUUGCCCGCCGAUAUUCCCGCCGUUAAGGAGGUCGGUGCCAGUUCUGCUCCUCUCCUCUCGGCCUCCUUUUUCAUCGGUGCUCGAUGCCGCGACUACAAUGAUGAUUAUAUGCAAUGCAAGAACGAGAACCCUGGCCGAGGAGAGCUUGAGUGCUUGAAGGAGGGCCGACGAGUUACCCGAUGUGCCUCCAGCGUUAUUAAGGACAUCAACACCCACUGCCUGGCUGAGUUCCGCAAGCACUGGGAGUGCCUCGACGACCGAAAUCACCAGUUGUGGCAGUGCCGUCCUGCUGAGUGGAAGCUCAACAAGUGCGUCUACGACAAUCUGAAACUCGAGAAGAAGAUCCCCGAUCAGCCAACGAACUCUACCCCUGUUCACCUUCGACCAAAGCAGAUCUUUGCCGAUGUACGCAUCGGGCCUGGAGACGGCAAGCCAUUCGUUCCGGGGCAGGAGGAUGCGCAACAAUAAAGCGCUGGAAUUUAUUAAGAUCGAGGCUCGGUCAUGUAUAUUUGUCGAUGAAUCAAAGAGAGAACUACCAGCUAUCAAAUCAAAAUCCGUUUGCUC
Messenger RNA from Fusarium redolens, 706 nucleotides. RefSeq lists its product as uncharacterized. The transcript has 4 exons. Gene Ontology annotation, biological process: mitochondrial electron transport, NADH to ubiquinone. Lineage: Eukaryota; Fungi; Ascomycota; Sordariomycetes; Hypocreales; Nectriaceae. The coding region runs from base 89 to 610 and encodes 173 amino acids. The record is from RefSeq and is a predicted model, not a curated record.